UGACUCGGGUAAAAGGGGAGUCUCUCCUGUGUGUGUAUGUAUGUGUAUGUGUAUGUGUAUGUGUGUUUAUAUCAACGCGUUCACGCGCAGCUGCUGCGCCUAUGCUAACGCUAGCUGCUCUGUAUAUGUUUCGUUUUCGCAUAAACCUCGACGCACAGCGACGCUAAACAACAACAGAAGGCUGUCGUGAUUAGCAAAGAAGGAAGUGCGACAAACGCUGUAGUGUGUGUGUGUGUGUGUGUGUGUGUGUGUGUGUGUUUUAAUCGGCGUCAUGGAGGAGCUGGCGGUGGAAGUGAGGGGCGCGAGCGGGGCUUUCUACAAGGCUUUCGUGAAGGACGUGCAUGAGAACACCGUCACUGUGACGUUUGAAAACAAUUGGCAGCCAGAGCGACAGAUCCCUUUUCAUGAUGUGCGGUUCCCUCCUCCUGCUGGGGUUCAGAAAGAGAUCACUGAGAGUGAUGAGGUUGAGGUGUACUCCAGGGCUAAUGACAAGGAACCAUGUGGGUGGUGGCAAGCCAAAGUGCGCAUGGUAAAAGGGGAGUUUUAUGUCAUCGAGUACGCCGCCUGCGAUGCCACGCUCAACGAGAUCGUCACGUUAGAGAGGCUGCGGCCUGUGAACCCGAACAAAGCCACCGCGAAGAACCCCUUCCUGAAAAUCCGACUGGACGUUCCAGAAGACCUGCGACAGAUCUGCGCAAAAGACUCCGCUCACAAAGAUUUCAAAAAAGCCGUCGGAGCGUUUAACGUCACGUAUGACUCUGAUAAGAAGCAGCUGGUCAUUCUGUCAGUCAACGAGGUGACUACUAAACGGGCGACCAUGUUGACAGACAUGCACUUCAGGAGCCUGCGCACCAAAAUGUCCCUCAUUCUACGGAACGAAGAGGCCAGUAGGCAGCUGGAGAGCUCUCGUCAGUUAGCGUCACGGUUCCACGAGCAGUUCGUGGUGCGCGACGAUCUGAUGGGUUUGGCCAUCGGCACACACGGAGCCAACAUCCAACAGGCCCGCAAAGUUCCCGGAGUCACUAACAUCGACCUAGACGAGGAGACGUGCACCUUUCACAUAUAUGGAGAGGACCAGGAGGCUGUGCGCAAAGCCAGGAGCUAUCUGGAGUUUUCCGAAGAUGUUAUCAGGGUACCCAGGAAUUUAGUAGGAAAAGUCAUUGGGAAGAGCGGGAAGCUGAUUCAGGAGGUCGUGGACAAAUCCGGAGUCGUCCGAGUGAGAGUGGAACCAGAAAACGAGAAGAAAUCAUCUCCGUUGGAGGAGGGCAUGGUGCCGUUCGUGUUUGUCGGGACAAAAGAAAGCAUCUCAAACGCACGCCUACUGCUCGACUACCAUCUCAAUUAUCUCAAGGAGGUGGAUCAGUUGCGAAUGGAGAGGCUGCAGAUUGAUGAGCAGCUACGACAGAUCGGCGGAGGCCCCAGAGCUCCAUCAGGCCGACCGGAGAAGGAAAAACCAUUCAGCUCUGAUAACGGCAUGGGGCAUUCCCGAGGGGGCAAGCCGUUCGGCCGUGGGGGGCGAGGAAGACGAGGGCCUACGUUUGCGUCAGGCACCAAUUCUGAAGCAUCGAACGCAUCCGAGACUGAAUCAGACCACAGAGAUGAGCUGAGUGACUGGUCUCUGGCUCCCACCGAUGAAGAGUCUAUGGGUUACCCCAAACGAGUCCCGGACGGACGAAAGAGGGGCAGCGGUGGCGGCCGGGGACGAGGGGGACGAGGAAGAGGAGGAGGUUACAAAGGUGAGGACGUACACUGGAGUGAGUCACGCCCCCGGAACUCCAGAGAUUCCAAGCCAAGGCUGCAGGAGGAUUCACUACAGAUUCGUGUCGACAGCAAUAACGAGAGGAGUGUCCACACCAGCCGAGGCCCUCAGGGGCCCAUCAGCGACUCCGGCGGCCCCCGACAGAGGAGCGUCAAGGAGCGAGGGAUAAAGAAAGACAAGCCGGAAGGGCCAGACAGCCAGGUCGUCAUGAACGGCGUGUCGUAAUUGAAACCCCCCC
Messenger RNA from Ictalurus punctatus (channel catfish), 1997 nucleotides. It is a transcript of the gene fmr1, whose product is annotated as fragile X messenger ribonucleoprotein 1. The transcript has 15 exons. Gene Ontology annotation, cellular component: dendritic spine; presynapse; growth cone. Gene Ontology annotation, biological process: DNA damage response; regulation of alternative mRNA splicing, via spliceosome; regulation of mRNA stability. Gene Ontology annotation, molecular function: protein homodimerization activity; translation regulator activity; mRNA 3'-UTR binding. Bases 272 to 1984 code for a protein of 570 amino acids. The record is from RefSeq and is a predicted model, not a curated record. Lineage: Eukaryota; Metazoa; Chordata; Actinopteri; Siluriformes; Ictaluridae.